Messenger RNA from Staurois parvus, 936 nucleotides. The record is from the annotation of a GenBank genome assembly. Lineage: Eukaryota; Metazoa; Chordata; Amphibia; Anura; Ranidae.
AUGUCCAACUGCACAGAUUCGGCAGCUCUUUCCAAGUCUGAAUCAAAUUUUGUUGUUUUGUUAUGGACAUGGCCUUUUAAUUACCAGUUCCCUGUAGAUGAGUGUCCAAAACCCUUUGAUACUGCUAAGUGCAUGUUUACAGCCAACCAUAGCUUCUAUAACAAAGCAAAGGCAGUUGUUUUUCAUCACAGGGAUGUAUGUCAAUCCAGAAAGCAGAUGCCCCAAAUGCCAAGGCCAGAAGGACAGUAUUGGGUGUGGUUUACUUUGGAAUCUCCAAGUCACAGCCCAAACCUGCAGUUCAUGGACAAACUCAUCAACCUCACGAUGUCCUACCGAAGUGACUCUGAUAUCUUUACUCCUUAUGGAUGGUUAGAGCAGAAUGAAGCUGCUGAUAAUUAUACAAUCCCAGAAAAGUCUCAGCUGGUGGCUUGGGUUGUCAGUAACUGGAACCCUCAAAGCAAACGGGUCAGGUUUUAUGAGGAAUUGAAGAAUUACAUAACCAUACAUAUCUAUGGUAACCAACAUCUCCCUUUAAUCAGGGAGCAAACAAAUUCAGUUAUCUCUAAAUAUAAGUUUUACUUAUCCUUUGAGAACUCAAUACAUACAGACUAUAUAACAGAAAAGCUCUGGCGUAAUGCUUUACUGUCGGGAAGUGUCCCAGUGGUUCUUGGCCCACCCCGAGAAAACUAUGAGAAAUUUAUUCCAUCUGAUUCAUUCAUUCAUGUCGAUGACUUUCCCAGUGCAAAAGAGCUGGCUUCUUACCUACUUGAACUGGACAAAAGUGAUCAGAAAUACCAGGAAUACUUCAAAUGGAGAUCAAAAUUGAAGCCAGUGGGAAAUACUUCUUGGAUUAUACAUUACUGCAAAGCAUGUAUAGAACUACAAAGUGCCCCUCCGUAUAGAACCACACCAAGUCUUACCAAAUGGUUCACAUAA